AUGGCGUCUAAACGUACCUAUUCGCGGCACAACAUGUCGAUCGCAGAACCCGAACUGAGGGCCUCUGACCCCGACAACAUUCAUCACGAGGCAAACAAACGCCGAAAACCGACACCACCGUCACCCGUAGGCCCGAUGCCCCAAUCGCAUGUAUUGAACGGCGGCGGCCGUCCGCGGAGCAUGAAGCAGAAGAGUUCAUCCGAAAUGUUGCAGAAGAAUAACAGCAAGAAGCGUUUCAGCGGGCCGACCACUUUGCCAGGGGACGAGAUGGAUCCCGACGACUCUGAACAAAAGACUGACCCCUUCGACUCCGUCCUCGCAUUGGCGCAGACUAGACAGGCGCCACAGCAGCCGCGCGGCUCCAUCUAUGGCGGCGGACGCACCGUGCUCAACUCCAUCUCAGCCCAGCUCAAGAGCCGCAAGCGCGAGAAGAAGAAGGAAACUCAAGUUCACUUCAGUGACGACUUAUCCGUCGAUGGCGGAAUCCAAUUUCCGCCGCACGGCGAAUCUGAGAUACCUAGUCUCGGCUCAGACGACUUGGACUUCCCAAUGGAAGGCUCGCCUGCCGUGAACGUUACCAUGCGCGGUGGCAGCGCCCUGAACGCGGCCGAGGCUUCCGCUCGUGUCUUCAACGGACGACAAUACAGCGCACCCCAGACCGCUCCCCCGCGGAGGACUUUGUGGGGCGUCAGGAUGCAGACAGACUCUGCAGAGGCUCUGGGAUGGUCAGCAAACCAAACCAACGCAUCGCUCCUGCGCCUACCCGCCAACGUCCGCCGAAGGAUCUACGACUACGCUCUCGGGGGCAACUCGAUCGAAUUCGGACAUGUGACGUACCUCGUGGAGAAACGGGCGGGUCGCCCAAACCGAUGUGUUCCCUACUUCCAGUACACCAGCAACGUGUAUGACGACCGACGCAACCCGUUCCAGGGAUUCAAGACCUUUCUCAAAGACAAUCCUCGCGUGGAAGGCAUGACGCUGCUGAAUGGUAUCUGUCGGCAGCUGUACUACGAGACAUAUACAUUGCCUUAUGCGCUCAACGACUUUUACUUCAACUCUGGCAACGCCCUCUUCAACUUUCUGGUUAAAGAGGACCGUCUACAGCCGCAGCAGUGUCAGGCUAUCAAGUCCAUCGUCAUACUGCAUAGACUGCCUGCGCCAGCUGUUCUUGAGAAGCUGUCCAACUUGGAGCACGUACUCUUGAUGGCCGCCGACGUCCCCAUGGCAAACGGUCACUACAAGGUGGUAAGGGGAAGCGGCGUUGCUGAUGGGAGAACCCGUGGUGACUUCGCUGCUCAACAUCCAAGCGGAGUCCAACUCGUCAAAUACCAGCCGACAUCCAAGCUGACCAAGCCUACGAUCAGGGGUGGUCAUGGGUACGGUAAGUUCACCCACCCAUAUGCGAGAAGGUAG
This is a messenger RNA of Didymosphaeria variabile, 1413 nucleotides long. RefSeq lists its product as uncharacterized. The record is from RefSeq and is a predicted model, not a curated record. NCBI's taxonomy places the organism in Eukaryota, Fungi, Ascomycota, Dothideomycetes, Pleosporales, Didymosphaeriaceae. The coding region runs from base 1 to 1413 and encodes 470 amino acids. The transcript is spliced from 2 exons.